AUGGCUUCAAGAUUAGUACUGGUCCUCGGUGACCUCUUCAUCCCGGACCGCGCAAUAGACAUACCCGCAAAGUUCAAAAAACUCCUCACACCUGGCAAAAUCGGCCAGAUCCUCUGCCUAGGCAACCUCACCUCACCCUCCGUCUACAACUUCCUCCGCCAACUCGCACCCGACCUCCAACUUGUCAAAGGCGACUUCGACAUCCCUCUCACUUCUUCAGCCGGCGGCGCGCAACAAGGCGGCGAUGUAGGCGGUGCGGCACCAGCAAGCGCAGGCUUCCCGAUCCCCACCGCUCUAUCAAAAGUCGUCACCCACGGCAACCUCCGCAUCGGCUUCACGCACGGCGACUCGAUCAUCCCGCCCGGCGAUCCGGAUGCCUUGCUCAUCGCCGCGAGACAAAUGGACGUCGAUGUGCUGUGCUGGGGGGGCACGUGCAGGUUCGAGGCAUAUGAGAUGGAAGGGAAGUUCUUUGUGAACCCAGGAAGUGCUACGGGCGCUGUGAGCUGGAUUGAUGAAGGAUUCGUGGGUGGGAGUGGAGACGAGGGCACGGACGGGGAUGAAGAGGGCAACACGCCGAGCUUUGUGCUUAUGGAUGUGCAAGGCGAGGUGCUGGUGCUGUAUGUGUACCAGCUGAAGAGGGAUGGGCAGGGGAAUGAGAAUGUGGCGGUGGAGAAGGUGUCGUUUAGGAAGGGAAGUCCGGGGACUCAAUAG
Messenger RNA from Saxophila tyrrhenica, 711 nucleotides. RefSeq names its product Vacuolar protein sorting-associated protein 29 (gene vps29). Gene Ontology annotation, biological process: intracellular protein transport; retrograde transport, endosome to Golgi. The transcript has 3 exons. Gene Ontology annotation, cellular component: endosome; retromer complex. The record is from RefSeq and is a predicted model, not a curated record. The coding region runs from base 1 to 711 and encodes 236 amino acids. NCBI's taxonomy places the organism in Eukaryota, Fungi, Ascomycota, Dothideomycetes, Mycosphaerellales, Extremaceae.